CUGACCGCCCUGGCAGCGCUGCUGCUGCUGGCCGCAGCCCGCGGGACCCGGGACCCGGACGUGCUGAAUCCAGACAAACUGCUGGUGAUCACCGCUGCCACGGAGCAGACGGAGGGAUACAUGCGGUUCCUGCGCACUGCCCGCUACUUCAACUACACCAUCAAGACCCUGGGCCUGGGCGAGGAGUGGCGCGGAGGGGAUGUGGCCCGCACGGUCGGGGGCGGGCAGAAGGUGCGCUGGCUGAAAGAGGAGAUGGCGAAACACACAGAGCAGGAGGAUCUCGUCGUCAUGUUUGUCGACAGUUAUGAUGUGCUGCUGGCCAGUGGGCCCGUGGAGCUGCUGCGGAAGUUCAUGGCAUUCGACAGCCAGGUCGUAUUCUCGGCUGAGGCUUUCUGCUGGCCUGAGUGGGGCCUGGCCGAGCGGUACCCCCCCGUCAGCGCCGGCAAGCGCUUCCUCAACUCAGGAGGUUUCAUCGGCUUCGCCCCGGCCAUCCACCGUGUGGUCCAGCUCUGGAAAUACAAGGACAACGACGAUGACCAGCUAUUCUACACCCGCAUCUAUCUGGACCCUGGCCUGCGGGAGAAAUUUGGGCUGGCACUUGACCACAAGUCAAAAAUCUUCCAGAACCUCAACGGGGCCAUUGAUGAGGUGGUGCUGAAAUUCGAGAGGAACCGGGUCCGUGCCCGGAACGUGGCCUAUGACACCCUCCCUGUGGUGAUACAUGGCAACGGGCCCACCAAGCUUCAACUGAACUACCUGGGGAACUACAUCCCUAACAGCUGGACCUACGAGGGGGGCUGUGGUGUCUGUGACCAGGGGCUGCUUGACCUGUCAGAGACCCCGGUGAGCGAGGGGGGGCCACUCCCCAAACCCACGCCCUUCCUGCCCCAGUUCCUUCAGCGUCUGCUGGCCUGGGACUAUCCCUACGCCCGCCUGAGCCUCUUCCUGCACAACCGCGAGGUGUUUCACGAGCCCCACGUGCAGGAAGCCUGGGAGCGGCUGCGCGGGGCCUUCGCCAGCAUCAAGCUGGUGGGCCCGGAGGAGGAGCUGAACCAGGGCGAGGCACGGGACAUGGGCAUGGACAUCUGCCGGCAGGACCCCGACUGUGACUAUUAUUUCAGUAUGGAUGCGGAUGUCCUCCUGACUCACCCAGGGGCCCUGCGCGACCUGAUCCAACAGAACCAGAAAGUCAUCGCCCCCAUGGUGUCGCGCCCACGCAAGCUCUGGUCAAAUUUUUGGGGGGCACUGAGCCCUGAGGGCUACUACGCCCGCUCCGAGGACUACGUGGAGCUGGUGCAGGGCAAGCGCAUUGGGGUGUGGAAUGUGCCCUACAUAAGCCAGGCCUACCUGGUGCACGGGGAGACGCUGCGCUCGGAGCUGCACGACCGGAGUGUCUUCACCAUGGAGGAGACCGACCCCGACAUGGCCUUCUGCAAAAACGUGCGCGAGAGGGGGAUUUUUCUGCACAUCCCAAACCUGGAGGAUUUUGGACACCUGCUCUCCAUAGCCAAUUAUAACACAUCCCGCCUGCACCCCGACCUCUGGCAGAUCAUGGAGAACCCCCUGGACUGGCAGGAGAAAUACAUCCAUGAGAACUACUCCCGAGUGCUGGACGGGGAAUUGGUGGAACAGCCCUGUCCCGACGUGUAUUGGUUCCCCGUCCUCACUGAGCUGGCCUGUGACGAGUUGGUGGAAGAGGUGGAGCAUUAUGGGAUCUGGUCCGGAGGACGGCAUGAGGAUGCUCGCCUGGCCGGGGGCUAUGAAAACGUGCCGACCGAUGACAUUCACAUGAACCAGAUUGGGUUUGAACGUGAGUGGCUGCACUUCCUGCGGGAAUUCAUCGCACCCGUGACCGAGCAGCUAUACCCUGGCUACUACACCAAGGUACCAGGCCUGAGAGAGCUCCAGCUGGGAUGGGGUGUCCCUGGGGCAAUCUUCAGUUACAUCACUCUGUGCACAGACCCCAGCCCCAGUCGCACCCGUGACCGAGCAGCUAUACCCUGGCUACUACACCAAGGGGGGCUGUUCUGUGCCUUCGCUUGCCCAUCCCCCUCGGGCCAGGGCAGUGGGUACAUCAUGGUGUCCUUCGUCGACCCCUAA
Pelodiscus sinensis (Chinese soft-shelled turtle) is the source of this 2100-nucleotide messenger RNA. The record is from RefSeq and is a predicted model, not a curated record. NCBI's taxonomy places the organism in Eukaryota, Metazoa, Chordata, Testudines, Trionychidae.